AUGGAUUCUAGCAGAGGAGUGUCAGGGAUUGGCUUUGAUAGCGAAACUGGUAUGUUUCAAGCGUCUGAUGAGUGGUGGGACAAGAUGGAAUCGACAAAUAAGGCGUGUGCAAAGUUUAGGAAAAAAACUUUGGAACAUCGCGAGUUGAUGGAGACGAUCUUCACAGGGGCAUUAGCUACUGGUAAGCACCAUUGGACCUCGAGAGAGAAAGUUGUUGAAGCUGCCGAUGUCUCAUCCAAUACUGUGGACAAUAUCGAAGCGCAACUAUUUGUUGAUCUGAUACCCACACGAGCACAGGACGUGGAUUUGGAUUCUUCAAUCGAACCAGUUCUGUCUGUUAAUGAAAAAAGGAAACAAACUCCGUCAACAAGUUGUGGAAAGUCGAAGAAGGCAACAAGUGGAGCGUCAAUUAUUCCAGAAAGCAUGAACAAUCUGACAAUUAUGGUUCAUACGCAGAAUCAACAAGUUACAGUCAGGCACCUCACAGGUUCACUGUUUGUUUAUUUGAUAUCAUUUUACAUGUAA
Molecule: messenger RNA, 525 nt
Organism: Camellia sinensis
Lineage: Eukaryota; Viridiplantae; Streptophyta; Magnoliopsida; Ericales; Theaceae
Source: RefSeq, a predicted model, not a curated record